Molecule: messenger RNA, 1149 nt
Organism: Coffea eugenioides
Lineage: Eukaryota; Viridiplantae; Streptophyta; Magnoliopsida; Gentianales; Rubiaceae
Product: acidic endochitinase-like
Exons: 1
Coding region: 46-1014 (322 amino acids)
Biological process (GO): carbohydrate metabolic process
Cellular component (GO): extracellular region
Molecular function (GO): chitinase activity
Source: RefSeq, a predicted model, not a curated record
AUACACACGAAAGCAAGCCUGCAAAAACAACCGAGAGGAGAAAAAAUGGCUCCCUGUUUUAGAGCACUAGUCAUAGCAAUAACAUCGCUGUUGAUGAUAUCUUCAGUGAUCAGGUCUUCCGAUGCUGCUGGAAUUGCCACCUACUGGGGCCAAAACACUGACGAAGGAAGCCUGGAAGACGCAUGCCGGAGAGGUACCUAUGACUACGUGAAUCUUGCCUUUCUGAUAAAUUAUGGCAAUGGCCAGACACCAGAAUUGAACUUAGCUGGGCAUUGUGAGCGAAGCGCUUGCUCCUCGCUUAGUUCUGAGAUAAAAGCUUGCCAGAAACGAGGCAUCCAAGUGCUUCUUUCUCUCGGUGGAGCUCCAAACCUUUCUUCACGCGAUGAUGCUAAGGAAGUCGCGUCCUAUCUCUAUAAUAAUUUCCUUGGCGGUGAAUCACAAAAUCGUCCAUUAGGCGAUGCUGUCUUAGACGGUAUAGACUUUCAUAUCCAAGGUGGAAGUAGGGAUUUCUUGGAUGAUCUCGCCAAGGCGCUCUCAGAAUAUAGAACAACAGAGAGAAGGGUGCACUUAUCUGCAGCACCACAAUGUUUCUAUCCUGACUAUUAUCUUGACGCUGCCAUCAGAACUGGCCUCUUUGAUUAUGUGUGGGUGCAAUUUUACAACAAUCCGCCUUGUCAGUAUAGUAUGGGCAAUGCCAACAACCUCAUCAACAGUUGGAGCUCUCAUUGGGCUUCACAUCCAGGAGUUAACAAACUAUUCCUGGGAUUACCUGCAUCCCCUGAAGCCGCUCCUUCUGGCGGUUACAUUCCACAUCGGAUUCUUAUUCGUGAAGUUCUUCCCCAAAUCCAGGACUAUCCCAACUAUGGAGGCGUCAUGCUUUGGAACGUAUACUAUGACGAGAAUUAUAGUCAGGCAAUCAGGCCUUAUGUUAACCCUGAAACUCUGACUUUUGAUCGCAGGUCCACGAUUAAGUACCCAAGAAAGUCCAUGAUAAAGUCUUUUGUGGAUGAGUAAGUUCCUCUCAUUAUCUUAUGAGAGAUGAAAUAAGUAUAAUAUAAUCCCGGUGGUUUGAGCCAGAGAUAAUGUUAAUAAAUAAGUUCCUCUCAUUAUCCUGUGAGAGAUGAAAUGUAAUCCGGGUUGCUUUUGCAA